CGGAAAGAGACGAAGAUGACGUACGCGUCGUGACGUCAUCAACGAGCGCCCACAGUUUGACGCCUGUAUCCUCGAUUAUGGCUAGACAAAACUGUUUCCAUCCCAAUAACGAGAAGCUGAUGGCGGAAGUUGCUGAUGGUAGCUACAUUUGAGCAACUCUCAGUAAUCCCUAUUUGUCAUCUGUUCCACCUGUAACAUUUCUUGGGAAGACAUAGAAGACGCAACCGGCCAAUAGGGAAGAGGGGAUCGGAGUGUGAAGUGGCGUCUUGGGGGAUGGGUUUAAAGUGCCAAAGGAGGACGCCAUGGUUCACAGCAACUCUGCUUCCCCAAUGAAAACAACAUCUAUUUCAGCAGUUAAUAUAUCUGAGGCAGCACCUCCUGAGCAAGAAACACCGCCUUUAGUGCUGCCUCUGAAAGAUACCGAGAAGAACCUCUCUCAUAAGGCAGCUAAGCUUGCCUCAGAUGGGUUAGAUGUUACCUCCAUUUCAGAUGUCUCCCAGCCGUCUACUCGGACUCCUGAGGAAAAUGAGCCCACGGUUGUAACCCCGCUAAUAGAACUGAAAGGUAAUUCAAGUCCAGCAUCGGAGCCGUCUUCUACACAGUCAACAACUCCCACUCAGGGCACAGUCAAUGGCCGCACAUCAGGCAGAAAAAGAGUCCCUAAGGCCUGUGAUUGUUGUGGCUCCAAUAGCAAAGGGCACACUCUCACACCUUCCGGCAGAGGGAGAGGGAGGGGAAGGGGGCGAGGCAGAGGAAGAGGUGCUGGAAGUAACCAUCCAGAUACCCCAAAAAGGAAAGGCGAGGACGAGGUGAUGACAAUUAAAGACUUUGACCUGAUAGAGGAAGAAUUAAGCGAAGCAGAGGUUCAAAAUGACAUUAAACUACCAAAUAAAUCGCCUGAGACUGCUUCUCCUUCAAAUCUCAGUGUGAGUCGCCUGGAUGACCCGGUAACAAACUGUGUUGUGCUGAAGAAGGACAACAUGUUCACGGUCAUUUCAGCUGUUGCUGAAACAGAACGGAAAAGAGUCGGGGAAGUUUUGGACAUUGGACAGCUGCAUUUCCCGGGAAUGACUGACAGAGGUAAGGUGUUUGUAAGAGGGAGAGGUAAACGGGGAAGGGGAAGGAUAGCAGGUCCAUUAGCAUCAAAAGGAAAAUUGAUCAAACAAGGUGUUGAAGACAUUAUCGUUAAUUCUCAAGAGGCCCCCUCUGCAUCGGAGUUGACGUUGCAUGAAGAGCAGACGAGCUGCACGUUGGACAUUUCACCGAUGGGAAAUGGAGAUGAAAUAAGUUUGUCUGAAUCAGAAGCUGAAGGCGAGUCACUUGAGGACAUAACCCACAUGACUGAACCAGGAAAUGCAACACUUUCCUCAUCCGGGGAGUCCACCUCUCUCUCUUCAGGGCCUGGAAGUCUUCCCAAUCACGACUCGGAGAACCAGGUAGAGCUGGAUACUGAGAGGACGGUAUGUUUAUCACCAGCUCUGUCCAACGGAAACGCCAACUCGCCCACAGACCACGACCACACAUCCACACCCAUGGACACGGACGCUACAAAUUCAGCUGUGGUUUCUUCAUCAUACCGUGGUCCUAUUGCCUUGUGCAGCAGUGUACACAGCUAUGCCCUAAGAGACCACAGGUUGUACUGUCAGACUGGAACCUGGGAGAAAGCGGAAGAAGCCAGUCAAGAUCUGACAGAGGAACCAAAUGCACAAGAGGUGGACGGCGAUGACCUGGAGCGACUUGUUCAUUUCGUUCAUGAGUUUCUGGAGAGCUUCUACAUUAAAUAUGGCAGUUUUAUUCCUCUCAGUGAAACCGAUGUCUUGGAUUAUCUGAAGAAGAACUGCAACUGCGAUGACCUCAGCAAAAAGGCCCUAAACAUCCAGGGAGAGAUGAAGCGGUACAGGGCAGCACUCGCCUCUGCUCCCGUUGCUGGCUUCAUGGUCAUGUAUAACAAACACACAUUGAGCCUGGAAGACCUUAGCACGCUGGAAGAACAGAACUGGAUAAAUGACCAGAUUAUCAACACAUAUGGAGAAUUGAUUAUGGAAGCAACACAGCAGAAAGUUCAUUUUUUCAACAGUUUCUUCCAUAAGCAGUUGGUUGCCAAGGGUUACGAAGGUGUCAAGAGAUGGACCAAAAAAGUGGAUUUGUUCUCCAAAUGGCUACUGCUCUUUCCCAUACACUUAGAAAUCCAUUGGUCUCUUGUCACUGUCACCAUGGCAACCAAGACCAUCAAUUACUUUGACAGCCAAGGCAUCGUCUUCCGACACACCACAGACAACAUAAUGAAGUAUCUUCAGUCAGAAGCCCAAGAGAAGAAGCAGACUGAUUUCCUCAAAGGUUGGAAGAUUGCCAUCAUCAAGGGUAUUCCUCAGCAGAAGAAUGACAGCGACUGUGGCGUUUUUGUCCUGGAGUAUUGCCGUUGUCUCUCCGUGAAGCAGCCCCUGCUGUUCAGUCAGGAGGACAUGCCUCACAUUCGCAAACGCAUCUACAAGGAGCUGUGUGACCGGUGCCUCAACUCGUAAACGACCGAACAAUGGCCUGCCUCAGCUCUUUGCCGAUGUACGCGAGGCUUGUCAGAGGGAUCUUACUUUCACCGAGCGCCUGUUACAUAAGAUCAGCGCACAACCCGGGGCUGCUUUCCAACCGAGCAGCAGAUUUCUACUCCCAGACUUUGGAAGAACUACUGACGUGGCCUCCUACUGAUGUUGGACUCCUAUGUUUUCACGCUGCCUUUACCAUUUGCAUUCGUCAUGGCCAGUCGAUAUUUGAGCUGACAUACAGGAGCUCAUCUUUGGACCAACCGGGUGGAUUCCAAACGGAGUGGCUAUUUUAAACGUUGUGACUUUUUAAAACUGUAUAUUUUAUUGCAGGACCUCCACAGCGGAAACCCCUCCGUGUCUUUUGGUGUUUUCUAACAUGUAAAUCGAGAAAAAGGAAGUGCGAUUCAGUGGACCAACUGUUCACCUAAAACUUGAAGAUGGGAGUUGGACUGCUCAUAUUUGCACGGUUAUUGAAGUUUAAAGACUUUAGAAUAUCAAACGAAUGUACUGCUCAUGUAUCCUUCCUCGCUGCCUACUGACGGGCGGCGACUUCUUAGUUUAGACGCUAACGACAAAUGUUGGCUCCACACUGUAGAGUUGACUCCGUUUAGAAUAUCAGGUUUUUUUGUCAAAUUACACCAAAUCAUUUCUUCGUGAAAUUCCUUACUUCAUGAUGCUAUUUACCAGAUGUUUUAGCUAUACUGUAUGUUUUUUUUUUGUUUUUUUCAAUGUCCAUCCAUUUGAACUAAUGUAUGAUUUCUCCUUUUUGUUAGUCGGGUGUACAGGUAAAGCUGCCACAGCUACACGGAAUAGGCAUUAGCCAAGCAGUCACCCUUUCAACUGUUAGUUGUAGAAGCAUUAAAGCCAGUGCAAAAAGACUCGCUGCGAGACAAUUGGACCUCGCUUCUUGUUCCAGAGUGUCCUGUCCAUCCUUCUUUUUGUUCUUAUAUUCCUAUAUUCAUCUUAUUUGCAGACUUUAUUGUACUUUAACUACUGUAAAUGCUUGCUUUGGCGAAAGACCACAUAGAAUUCUUUACUGUUUUUUUUUAUUGUUCUUAAAAAGCCAAGACUGCUGCAAACGUGUUUCUGUUUCUCUCAUAUGUUUUUUUUUUAAAUAAGGUAACUUUGGCAGUAUGCUGUUUUGAUGUUUUAUCUGUACUUGAACACCAUUUUUUAGAGGAUUAAAUCCUCCAGAAAAAUAUUCAAAUAUAGUUGGUAAAUUGCAUGAUUUUUUUUUUUAGUAAUAAUAUCGUGACCUCAACAAUAACCAUUUACCUUCACCUUUGGCCUUGUUUUGUUAUCAAAUUAUAACUUUUUUUUCAA
Messenger RNA from Doryrhamphus excisus (bluestripe pipefish), 3863 nucleotides. RefSeq lists its product as uncharacterized. The record is from RefSeq and is a predicted model, not a curated record. Gene Ontology annotation, molecular function: deSUMOylase activity. Lineage: Eukaryota; Metazoa; Chordata; Actinopteri; Syngnathiformes; Syngnathidae. Gene Ontology annotation, cellular component: nucleus. Gene Ontology annotation, biological process: protein desumoylation; proteolysis.